Molecule: messenger RNA, 507 nt
Organism: Peromyscus leucopus (white-footed mouse)
Lineage: Eukaryota; Metazoa; Chordata; Mammalia; Rodentia; Cricetidae
Product: STAM-binding protein-like
Exons: 4
Biological process (GO): protein K63-linked deubiquitination
Cellular component (GO): endosome; cleavage furrow
Molecular function (GO): metallopeptidase activity; K63-linked deubiquitinase activity; protein binding
Source: RefSeq, a predicted model, not a curated record
UGUGUUUUUCCUCCAGGCUACCAGACUGAGUUCUGCUCAGGGACACCAGGCCCUGUAACCUCAGACUUCUUUCUCCUUUCCAUUGCAGUUCUGAACUCCAAAGGCCUCUGCCCUGUGGUCCUUCCAGAGGAUUUAUGGGAUCAGUUCCUGCUUUCUGCAAAGAACAAUACCAAAAAAGGAAUAGAAACAUGUGGAGUCUUAUGCGGGAUACUGGUAAGGGAAGAAUAUCAAGUCACUCAUAUUAUAAUCCCUAUGCAGAAUGGAGAGCCUGAUUAUUGUUAUGCUGAGAAUGAGGAGGAACUCCUUUUUAUUCAAGAAGAGCUGGGGCUUCUCACCUUAGGUUGGAUUCAUACCCAUCCAACCCAGACAGGCUUCUUGUUGAGUGUGGAUUUACACACUCAUUAUUGUUACCAGAAGAUGUUGCUGGAAUCCAUUGCAGUGGUGUGUGCACCCAAAUAUAAACAGAUUGCAGUCAUGUCACCAUCCAAAACAGCAGAUUUGCAAUGA